Molecule: messenger RNA, 900 nt
Organism: Aspergillus homomorphus CBS 101889
Lineage: Eukaryota; Fungi; Ascomycota; Eurotiomycetes; Eurotiales; Aspergillaceae
Exons: 2
Coding region: 269-805 (178 amino acids)
Source: RefSeq, a predicted model, not a curated record
GACAUCCGCAUGCUCGAACUCACAUCCAAGGAAAUCGGAGAUCUACCCAAGGAAACGCGCGUAUAUGAGGGUGUCGGGAAAAUGUUCGUCGCCGUUCCCAUCCCCACCAUCGACAAGCGUAUAUCCAGCGAGAGCAACGAGCUCAAAUCCGAGAUUACCGGACUGGAGAAGAAGUUACAUUACCUGGAGAUGACGCAUAAGAACAGUCGGGACAACUUGGAACAAAUCCUGAAGGCGGGGCGGGCUUGAGUUUCUUCAUCUAUACUUAAUGAUAACAAAUUUGGGUGCUAUGGUUCUUUUCUUCUUUCUUCUUGUGGAUAUUCGUUUGUUGGGUUGCCAUAUUGGUUCUACUGGUGUGUUCGUGCGAGAGUGGUGCGCAUGGCGCAUGAGCUGUUAUCUCGAUGGACAAUCGAUCUACUGGACUAGUGCAGAGGAUGUGAGGGUGAUCGGGCUGGGCUCGGUGGUACCAGCGAUUGUCCUCCUACCUUCUAGGAUCUUGCUUCAGAGUCAUCGUUGGCCAGGGCUCAGGGUGGGAAUCAUAGCCCUAGUGGCGUCCUUUCAAGGUGGAAUAGCUGAUAUUCCGAAGGACAGUCCCGUUACGAUCCUUCCCUCUCAUCUCAGCAACGGCAUACAAGGAGCCAAGGACGCGGCUGCAGCGGAAAACUUCAUCCUCGCCAAGACACGGCGUGUGUGUCUUAGAUCGUGCAUGUCCGAGGAGCAUUGGCAGCCAGGGUGUGGUGACAGUAGCGUCGGCAUCCUCACCCAUGGUGGGUUUGCUUGCAGGUCGCCCGGCCAUUGUUUAUGAGUGUUGAUGAGCCGGGUGUUGUUGGUUGAUCCGCUAUGGUCAUUUUGACUAUAGCUUAUCUGUGCGGAUGGCUGGGUAUCCCUGAUUUUGCCUCC